UGCCAACAGCUGAUCCCGUGAUUAGCUGGAGUUGUGUCAAACAUCACAAAAAGCUUUUUACUUUGGUUUAAGUUUUUCUAGUUAAACUUCUCACAAAACAGAAGGAGUGAGAAUUAAUAUGUGGAAGAGUUUAUGUGAAUAUAAAGCAGCAAUAUUGAAAUGUCCAAUUAUUUCGAUGGAGGAAGUGCACUGGUUUCUACCCGGAGCAUAUUAGGUGACGGACCGGUGUCCCACCUCGUAAACAUUCGCGGGAAACUUUUGAGUUUUAUCUGUUUUCACAGCUACUAUUAGUUUUUUUGGUGAUGACUGACAUCCUAACGUUGGUGUUCAGGACCUUUUCGUCACAGACGGGUCAAAACAAGGACCCCGGUGUUUGUCCUCCAGCAGCAGCAGCAGCAGCCCCCCGCUGCAGCAGCCUGGUAGUGGGGCAGCACCGCCUCAGCCGCUCCCUGCUGCUGCUGGCAGCCGUGACCGCAGCCUCGGAGCUCGGCAUCAGAGUGACUUUCUUCGCGCAGAGCCAGAUCCAGAGCCUCCCGGUGUGUCUGCAGCGAUGCAGCACGACCCUGAGCCCAGAUGGUCUAAAGAAAAUCACGUUUUCCUAUCCGCGGACGCUGGAGGAGCUGCUCCAGCGGGUUGCCAGCCUCCAUGAAGCCCCUCUACCUCCCUCGCUCAUCAUCAUCGACAGACUGGACGGCUUCCUGCGGGACCCCGGCGCCUGCAGCCACGCUGGGUUCCACUCAGGAGAGCUGUCCUGCGCUGCUCAUCUCGCUGCUCUGCUCUGUGACACAGCUGCUUUUCUCACAGAAGUCCUCCAGCAGAGGGGGCCCAGCUCCGCCCCCUGCCGGGUCAUCGCCUCCUUCCUCUCAGAUGUUGACGGCGGCCAGGAAAGCAAGGAUUCCUCAGCCACAGACCCGGUUCUGGAUGUUCUUGAUCGCUAUUUCCAAGCUCGCUGCACUCUGGAUCAGGACGAAAGCUAUGAAGCAGCAGCAGCUGCUGCGCAGGAGAUGUGGCACAUAUACCUGUCUGGAAGAAAAGUCUCAGAGGAUGGAGAGGAGGGAGCUGCCUUAGCAGAGGAGUGGAAACUCCUCUGCUUUCCUGAUGGUUUAAUGAAGUUUAAGUCUGUUUAAAAGACUGUGGUUAAAAAAAAUUUUACUUUUAUUCAAGGAAAAACAUUUCUUGAGGACAUUAAGUAAACAUACAUUCCUGUUAUUCUGGGUUGAUGUAUUUCAUAAACUGUUAUUUAUCAGCUAAUGAUUUCUGAACUCUUAUCUGAGGUUCCUUUAUCAGAUACAGGAAUCAGACUUUUCCCUGAAUGAUACUGAUUGUUGUUUUCCUUUGGGGGCCGACAUGCCCUUUACUUUUCU
Messenger RNA from Cyprinodon variegatus (sheepshead minnow), 1364 nucleotides. It is a transcript of the gene swsap1, whose product is annotated as SWIM-type zinc finger 7 associated protein 1. The transcript has 2 exons. Bases 303 to 1127 code for a protein of 274 amino acids. Gene Ontology annotation, molecular function: single-stranded DNA binding. Gene Ontology annotation, cellular component: Shu complex. NCBI's taxonomy places the organism in Eukaryota, Metazoa, Chordata, Actinopteri, Cyprinodontiformes, Cyprinodontidae. Gene Ontology annotation, biological process: double-strand break repair via homologous recombination. The record is from RefSeq and is a predicted model, not a curated record.